AGUAAAUCAAGUCGAUUAGCAUUUUAUCUUUUCAAUUUCUGCAAAUUCAUGCAAGUUGAAGCCACUAGAAAUGGUAAGUUUUGUUCAAGAACUCAUUUGCCUUUCUUCAUAGUUUGCAGGCAGCUACUUUCUGUCAACCAACUUUAGUCGAUCUAAAGGGCAAAUAGCUGGUCACUUUUGAGGAAACCCGCACCCACUACCCGAGGUGUGCACUGGAUAAAUCUUGUCUUCUGAAAGAACUGCAAGGAAGGAGGUAAAUCAGUCUGGGUUGUUCAUAGCUGACCGGCUAAAACCAAGAAGAAGGCUAAUAGGCCGCUCCUGUUGGAAGUCGAAAUUGUAAAAACGUGGUCACUUUUGGCAAGCUGUAUGAGUGCAUAAGGCUGCCAGUUUGCUCUAGAAAGAAUGGCCUCGUCUUCUUCACAGUCGGGACUAAACAUUGGCAGAGGAGUCGAGGCAGGGAAGGAUAUGAAUUUCUACUUGCCCCUUUAUAAAGCUGCUAUUAGGGGUGAUUGGGAAGGUGCGAGGAGGUUCUUUGAUCGUGAUCGAGAUGCAGUCACAGCUAAGAUCACCAAGGAUUCGGAGACAGUCCUCCAUGUAGCAGUUGCUCGAAGCAAGGCGAUUUAUUUUGUAAGUAAGCUACUGGAAGUGAUGCCUUCUGAUGCAUUACGUACGACAAAUAGAUUUCACGAAACAGCUCUUCAUUUUGCUGCUAAAUUCGGUAAUGUUGAGGCAGCAAAGCUGUUAGUGUCCCAAGAUCCUGGUCUGCCUUCGAUUUGGAAUGAUUCGAAUUGUUUGCCUCUACAUUCGGCUGCUCUCUUUGGCCACAAAGAGAUGGUUAUAUAUCUAUUAACUGUUACUGGAGAACACGUGAGACCUAAUCCGUUUGCUGAUAAGCCCGGGAUCACUCUUAUGAUGCUUCUUGUGCAUUCUGGAUUUUAUGAUGUGGCACUGGAUCUGCUUCUGCAUCAUCCCCAGUUGGCUUCAACUGUAUCACCCGGUGGGAAUACUUCAUUGAGCAUUAUUGCUCAAAAGCCCUCUUCGUUUCCAAGUGGAAGUUGCUUAAAUUUCUGGCAAAAGCUUAUAUACUCCUUGCCUCUUGUGAAGUCUUUGCGUGAAGAAAAACUGAUGCACUGCCAAGCAAUGGAACUUGUCAGAGCGUUAUGUACUGAAGUCAUAAACACGAAUAACUUAAAGUCUGCCUUGAUAUAUAAACCGGCUAUUAUUUUGGGAGCUACUUUAGGCAUUUAUGAGAUUGUAGAAGAGAUUUUAAAGACAUUUCCCAGUGCAAUCUGGUCGUUGGACAGGGAACACCAUGAUUUGUUCCAAAUAGCAGUGAUGAACAGACGUGAAAAUAUAUUCAAUCUCUUACGUGAACUGGAUGAGCAUACGCAUUUGGUAACUCAAAACAUUGACACGAAUGGUAAUACUAUCUUACAUUUGGCUGGAAAGUUGGCACCUCCCCACCGGCUUAAUCUUGUCACAGGUGCAGCUUUGCAGAUGCAACACGAGUUACAAUGGUACAAGGAAGUGGAGAAGUUUGUAACUCCGGGAUACAAAGUGAAGGAGAAUUCUAGUGGAAAAACGCCUGCAAUGGUGUUUACUGAGGAGCACAAAGACUUGAUUGCAGAAGGAGAACAAUGGUUCAAAGACACGGCAAAUUCAUGCACACUGGUCGCGGUCCUCAUUGCAACCGUAGUUUUUGCUGCAGCCAUAACCGUGCCAGGUGGUAGCAAUGGUGACAAUGGAUACCCAAUCUUUAACAGCGAGACGCCAUUUACAAUCUUUGCCAUUUCAAACACCCUUUCUCUGUUUUCUUCUACGACUUCAGUGUUGAUGUUCUUGUUGAUUCUGAACACGCGAUUUGCAGAAGCAGAUUUUCUCCACUCCUUGCCAAAUAAGUUGAUCAUUGGCCUUGUUAACUUAUUCCUCUCCAUAAUGUUCAUGAUGGUAGCCUUUAGUUCUGCAAUUUAUAUCGUUUUUGGGCAUAAGAAGUCUUGGAUUAUUCUGCCACUUGCAUUUGCCUGUCUUCCAGUGGGAUUGUUUGCAUCAUUGCAACUUCCCCUCCUUAUAGAGAUGAUCAAAUCAACAUACGGCCCGGGCAUUUUCUACAAGCAACAGAGAUCUUAUUUCUGGACUGUGACAAAAUGAAGGCCUACGGUGUGUUACUUCAUAAGAUAGACAUAUACUUCAGUGGGAGCGGCCUAUUGGCCUUCUUGGUUUGAACCAGUCUGCUAAGAGUAACCUAAGUUGGUUUACCUUCUUUUGAUCAUUUGCCGGCUAGGGUCACAAUCUGGGGUUUACCCCAUGCACAUCUUCCAGUAAUAGCUACGAGUUUCUCUUGUCAUCCCAAAAAAAAAAAAAGAAUUCUUGUACAUUAGUAAUCUUUUCUCUCUUGACUAUUCUUUGUUGUACAUUAGGUAUCCUAGUUUGCACUAUUAUGUAAAGAGUACUGUUGAGCAUAUAUAUAAUA
Messenger RNA from Ipomoea nil (Japanese morning glory), 2470 nucleotides. RefSeq names its product ankyrin repeat-containing protein ITN1-like. The coding region runs from base 403 to 2148 and encodes 581 amino acids. NCBI's taxonomy places the organism in Eukaryota, Viridiplantae, Streptophyta, Magnoliopsida, Solanales, Convolvulaceae. The record is from RefSeq and is a predicted model, not a curated record. Gene Ontology annotation, molecular function: protein binding. The transcript is spliced from 5 exons.